This is a messenger RNA of Rotaria sp. Silwood2, 864 nucleotides long. Lineage: Eukaryota; Metazoa; Rotifera; Eurotatoria; Philodinida; Philodinidae. The record is from the annotation of a GenBank genome assembly.
AUGUCAUCGUCGUCAGCAUCGUCACAAAUCAUUCUUGACAUUGCUCAUGUAUAUAUUGUAUAUGCAUUUACGACUGUACUAAUUAUUGGACUUGUCGGAAAUCUUUGUAAUAUUGUCAUUUUUAUCUGUGUAAAACAAUUUCGAAAAUGCUCGGGGGCAUUCUAUAUUAUUGCUGAAUCUGUUGCUGAUGAGACUGUAUUAUUAGUGGGCCUAGUACCGCGCAUUGUCGUGGAGAUAUUUGGCUUCGAUCCAGCCCGCAUUUUACUCAUCUGGUGUAAACUACGAAUUCCAUUUAGUCAAUGGGGUACACUGUUGAGCUUAUCUGCAGUGAAUUUUGCGACUUUUGAUCAAUAUCUUUCCACCAGUUGUGAUUCUCGCUUGAGAGAACUGAGUACGACUAAGUUAGCCAAAUAUUUUAUCGGUAUCGCUUCGAUCAUCUGGUUUCUCUACAACAUCCCAUUUUUCAUAUUGUAUGAUAUACAAAUAUCCUUUGGUUGUCUUUUGAAAAGUGUUGAAUUAUCACGUUAUUACUCGUAUUUUCAUUUAUUGGUUCUUUAUGGUCUCUUACCUGUUUUUCUCACAACAACAUUUAGCAUACUAGCUUAUCGAAAUGUCCGUCAAAUUCGUCGAUUACAGAUGACCAAUAUUCGUCGACGACUCGAUCGUCAAUUGACAGCAAUGAUUCUUGCUCGUGUCGCAUUUUUGGUUCUUUGUCUUAUACCAUUCAUUAUUCAACGUUUUUAUGUGGCCAAUGUGCAGACCAAUCCCAAGAAUGACUUUCGAAUAGCAAUCGAACAAUUGGUCGGAGCAAUCAAUCUCUCGCUCAGUUAUCUCAAUGUUUCCGUAUGUCUAUUUCUUUGUUAA